Molecule: messenger RNA, 789 nt
Organism: Piliocolobus tephrosceles (Ugandan red Colobus)
Lineage: Eukaryota; Metazoa; Chordata; Mammalia; Primates; Cercopithecidae
Product: TBC1 domain family member 26
Exons: 7
Biological process (GO): regulation of GTPase activity
Molecular function (GO): small GTPase binding; GTPase activator activity
Source: RefSeq, a predicted model, not a curated record
AUGGGGUACAGGCAGGGUCAGCGGCCAGGGCACAGGCAGAGGCAGGUGCACGCUGGGACGUCAGACCCUGCAAGGCCCACGGAGAGUGUCAGCUGGGAUGGGCUCCAGAUGCGUCCUCAGGACGCUGGGCAGCUCUCAGGCCAGGCUCCCCGGACUCUAGUGGGUGACGUGGUCACUCCCGAGGCACUGCUUGCCCUGGAGGUGAAGCAAAGACAGCAGGAAAUAAAACACACUGACAAGUGGCUGAAGAUGCUUGCAGACUGGACAAAAUAUGGGAGCAGCAAGAAACUGUCUCAAAACACGUACAAAGGCAUUUCCCUGGUGGUGUGGGGCCAGGCAUGGUCACUCCUGCUAGACAUUGACAAAGCGAAGGCUGAGAACCCAGGGGAAUACAGGGUCAUGAAGGAGAAGGGCAAGAGGUCCUCCAGGAUCACCCCCCACACCAAGGUAGAUGUCAGCCAUACCCUGUAGAACCACAUGACGUUUAGAGAAUGAUCUGGAGUCAGGCAGCAGGAGUUAUGUGCCAUCUUUGUGGCCUAUUCUGCAUAUAACCCUGAGGUGGGCUGCCACAGGGACCUGAGCCACGUCGCCACCAUCCUCCUCCUGUAUCUGCUGGAGGAAGAUGCUUUCUGGGUGCUGGCCCAGCUGCUGGUCGGCGAGAGGCACUCCCUGCAGGGUAGGUGGUCAGCUGCCCCCGGGGCCUUACACAGCCGUGCCAGGGGACGGCCACUCUGGUCAGUGAUCCCGACUUCCAGUCAAGGCGCUUUCCUUGUAUCCCAGCUUGUUUAG